AUGACAAACCCCAAUAACGUACAUAAUGUACGAUCGAACGGGACAUCGAACAUGAACUCUGCUGGCAUGCCUAGCGAACGCACACGAGGAUCCCAUACGGGUAUGGGCCAAGGAUUUGGUGGCAACACCACGAGCUGGAAUUCCUCCAAUAUCUGGGCGGACAAUUUGGGAGAUCAAAACUCUACCGAGGCUCCCUUUGAAGGGAAAUCCGGAUCGAGUUCUCUUCUAUCUUCGUCGGAAUCCGAUGGAUGGACUGUUCGACCCAACUUCCCUUGGGGUACCGUCAACGCAUCGGCGAACCUGUCCCGAGCUCCCAACAACGCCAUGACGACGUCGCCCAUCCAGACGCGCGCCGACAGAGGCGUAGUAACGCUACCCGAGACCAGUGAUGCCACAUACUAUUCGCUACCGCGCACCUCGGCCAUCGGCACCUCCUCUGGCCAUGCCACUCACAAAUACCUCGGCAGCACUGGGACGGACACUCUUUCGCCGUCUGGUGAUGGAAUGCCGUUUGGUGGUCUGGGUGGCUUUCGAAACGGCGACAGCAGGCGUCACGUCAGCACGGCCGCUUUUGGCGGUAGUCCGGUGGGGACUCAAUUUCCCUCCAAGCACGGAUUCGCGAGCCCGCUCGAUAAUCAGCGAUCCGAUGAGAUGACUGGGUCCAUGGGGGUCUCGUCCUUGCCCCAAGCCCUGCCGGAUGCAGUCUCGCAAGGGUUGACCCGCGGUGCUUAUUCGCACACGUCUCAUAACUCCGCCUCUUUUGCCCCUCAGCGGCCUGCACACUCGCCCUUCCCCUCGUUCCAUUCGGAGAGCCAGGGGUUCGAUGGCCGCUAUGGUGGAUCCUUGGACCUGAGCAACAACCUGAACAAACUCCAGGUCAAUGAUGGUGCGAUUUCGCCCCCAGCGGCUGCCAACCGUCCUCAGGUCCUCGCUCAUCAUCAAUCCUUUGAGGGCUCUUUACAGAGAUUGAAGUAUCCGAGCGGAAAUGAUGAAGCGAACUACCAAGCCGUACCGGGAUAUGGGGCGGACGCCGCGGCGGAGCUACAGUAUUACCAAGCUAGACCUCGAGUCUCCCCUACAGAGUAUUCUCGGAUGGACAGUCCCUUCUACGGCAACCUCGAGAACGCGGCCGCCGCUGGCCCCCAUUAUCGAAACGCCUCUGGUAGUCGUAUGUCCGACAACCACGCUGUAGUGCUCGACCGACGUUUCCGCUCCAUCCCCACGGAUCAGGAACUCGCCCAGGCAUCCAUGGUUGGAUUACCUCUGAACCAGUACAACUUGUCCCGAUACCCCGCGAAUCUGAACGCGUUGAACGGCUAUUAUGCGGCACCUCCAUUCAGUGCCGCGGCUCUGGUUCCCAAGGGUCACCGCGACCAUGACACCUCUAUCGUCCGAAGCCCGGUCCUGGAGGAGUUCCGAGCUAACAAUAAGGGCCCCAAGCGGCACGAACUCAAGGAUAUAUAUGGCCACGUGGUGGAGUUCAGCGGUGAUCAGCAUGGUUCCCGCUUCAUCCAGCAGAAGCUGGAGACUGCGAACAGCGACGAAAAGGAACAGGUGUUCCGGGAGAUCAAGGGCGAUUGUCUCCAGCUGAUGACCGAUGUCUUUGGAAAUUAUGUUGUUCAAAAGCUUUUCGAACACGGCAACCAGACGCAGAAGAAGGUUCUGGCUAAUCAAAUGAAGGGCCACAUCGUGAUGCUGUCUCUCCAGAUGUACGGGUGCCGUGUCGUUCAAAAGGCCCUGGAGCACAUCCUCACCGAUCAACAAGCUGCCAUGGUCAAGGAGCUUGAGGGCCACGUAAUUAAAUGUGUUCGCGACCAAAACGGAAAUCACGUCAUCCAGAAGGCGAUUGAGAGAGUUCCAUCCGAACACAUCCAGUUUAUCAUGAAUGAUUUCCGCGGCUCUGUCGACAAACUUGCAGCUCAUCCGUACGGGUGUCGCGUGAUUCAACGCAUGCUCGAACACUGCAAGGAGGAAGACCGAGAGUCAAUUCUUGGUGAACUCCACAGCUGCACGGCCAAGCUGAUCCCCGAUCAAUUUGGUAACUACGUGAUCCAGCACGUCAUCACAAAUGGCCAGGAAAAGGAUAGAACCCGGAUGAUCACCGUCGUCAUGUCCAACCUCCUUAACUUCUCCAAGCACAAGUUUGCGAGUAACGUUGUGGAGAAGAGCAUCGAGUUUGGAACGCUAUCUCAACGAGAAGUGAUUGUCAGGACGCUAGUCUUUCCACAUGAUGAAGACUUUACGCUGCUGGAGGGCUCCAAGAAGCCGGUUGAUAUAAAUGAUGAGCGCCUCAAACCACUGGAGGGUGUGAUUCGGGACCAGUAUGGGAACUAUGUCAUCCAGAAGAUUCUUAACAUGAUUCUUGAGCCAGCGUGGGGCAGCGUUGUGGCUAUUGUCAGACCCAUUGUCAACAGACUGAAGAAGGAAAAGAACAAUGUUCCCAAACAGUUGGCCUCUAUCGAAAAGUUGAUGGAUGGGCCUCCUCCAGCCUCCCUUCGGCCCCAGGCAUCUGCAACACCGCCCAACUCUCAUAAAUCUUCUCCACAGCCGUCCAAACGCUCUGUGAUGGACAACUGCCAGGUCGGGGCUGCGCCGCCCACGCCUCCCCCAAACGAUACCCAGAUCAAUGGGGAAGAACCGAAGAAUUAG
Molecule: messenger RNA, 2649 nt
Organism: Aspergillus terreus NIH2624
Lineage: Eukaryota; Fungi; Ascomycota; Eurotiomycetes; Eurotiales; Aspergillaceae
Product: mRNA-binding protein PUF3
Exons: 5
Coding region: 1-2649 (882 amino acids)
Biological process (GO): nuclear-transcribed mRNA catabolic process, deadenylation-dependent decay
Cellular component (GO): cytoplasm
Molecular function (GO): mRNA 3'-UTR binding
Source: RefSeq, a predicted model, not a curated record